Pseudo-nitzschia multistriata is the source of this 2199-nucleotide messenger RNA. Lineage: Eukaryota; Bacillariophyta; Bacillariophyceae; Bacillariales; Bacillariaceae. The record is from the annotation of a GenBank genome assembly.
UACCACUCUGUACCGGUAGUGCAUUGUACGAGGGACGAGCCCAAAGUCUCGAAAACUGCUACUCGUACUACAAAAUCUGGACUACCGCAACGGUGUGGGUUAGGUGUGGGCGACACAGAAGCAGUUGCUUCAAGCAGAUCUUUUCCCUGCAACCCGGCAUUUCUCUCAAAACACCGACGACCUGACAGGGGAAUGAAUACCGCAAGACCGACGAUGGGCGUCUCUGACGGAAAAGGAAGGAGGAGCAAGACGGUCGACGGCGACGACUACGAGUAUGGUUUCGACGGCAACGAUGGCGACGAAGAAGAAAAAUACACCUCAGAGGCCUGGGGAAAUGUGUUUCGAGAAUUCCGCCACUCCCCCUGCAUGAUGCGGCCGGCAACCAUGCUGAUGAUACUGGCUCUGGCCGUCUUUUUUACCGUCACUCUCGCCUUCCAGAUCCCGGGGAUGGUGCUUGGGCUGUUCAUGGCGCCGAUUCUGAAUCGGAGUUCCUGGUACGUCGAGUUCUUGUAUCCGCUGCCCAUCAGCCGGUGGGGGCACAUGCUGCUGAUGUCAUUUACGUCGAAAAUGAGACACAAGGCGAAGGACAAAAAUCGGGGUUUUCACUCCAGGACCGUCGAGCAAAGAGUUGAGGUCGUCCCCGGGAGGGUCUACAUACACUUUCUUCCGCAGUGGCUGGACAACGUUGGGUACCUCGUGGUGUGUCUCCCGGAACCAAUCCCGUGUGGCGGCAGCUUUACCACCGUCGAGAAGGGCUCGAACGCGUGUCCCCCGGUCGCAUUGGUGGUGGACUGCGGAGAAGUCGAUGCCGUUCUUCGCUCGGUGGAUUUGAUCCAGGACUUUCACUACAAGGGUAUGCCCAAGAUCCAGCUACAGGCGAUUCUGAGCACGCACAAACACCACGACCACACCGGUGGUAACGCCUCGCUCCUGAAACACCCCGCCGGGAAAGACAUCACGCAUGUGUACGGAGGAGCCGUCGAACGGGUCCCGUGCUGCACGGACCUGCUGGUGGACGGAGAAAAACUCGAGCUGCCCAGAUGCAAACUGAACGACAUGAACGCGCUGGUGGAAAUUGAAGCGAUUGCUGUGCCGGCCCACACGCGGGGAAGCCUCGUUUACUGCCUACGGACAAAAUCCGGCAGGCAGGCCGAGUACAUGUUCACGGGCGACACCAUGUUCAGCGGGGGUGGGGGUGUCCCCUUCGAGGCGGACACCGGGGUCGAAACCGACAAACAGCUGCGCCGGAGCAACGGCCACACACACGUCCGGGGGAAUCUAGGAGCGUUUGCAAUGGAGCGGUGCUUUUCCGAAAUCAUUUCCAGGGCAAAGCCAAGCAACUUUUCCACAGGCGUCGGCGAGCGCAUCCUGGUGUUUCCGGGCCACGAGUACACGCAAGAGCUGCUGAUACGGCAGUUCCAGAGCAUGGUUAGCGAACACAACAAAUGGAAAAACUUUUCACCGAAGGACUACUUCGAGACCGUUUCCCACCUAUACGUGGCCCUGCACCGACGGUCGCUGCCGCACAACAGCGGGAGGUUGCUGCUCAUCCCGUCCACGAUACAGCGGGAGCUGCACAUCAACCCACACAUGCGCUCGCUUCGGCGCAGCGCGGAUCUCGUGGUCCGGGCCCUGAGCUUUUGGAAUACCCAUUUUUCCAAGGCAGGAGCAGGUGACGAUCGGUCUUCGCCCAGCGCAUAUAGGUCCUCCAGAUCCUCUCGUAGGUUGUCGAUCCGUGAGCAGCAGCCCCUGCCGAGAAAAACCCCGUCCAGGUUCAAGCAAUGGAACCUCGACGCGGAAAACGUCAACAGCAACGCUUUUACAACGGUCUACACGGCGGACCUGGAUUCCGUCAUCGAAGAUCUGGCUUGCGGAAAAAUAAAAAAGAACAAGGCAUUCGAACGAAUACAGUCUCUGAAACAAAAGAUGUCGAAGCCCGUUGUGAACAAACGAGCUAUUCCGGGAUUCCUGCCUUCCGACAAGAAUAUAUAUCGCGGAAUAUGCGGACUUGCAGUCCUGGGGUCGAAACCCUCUGCGAUGACCGUCUCGGACAGCCGAAAACUAAUGAUUCCUCCGCCGAUGGACUACAACAGCGACAGGAUCCGUGUGAGUAUGAAGCGCCUGAUCCUAGUCUUGACACGCCUGGGCUUGACGGAAACGAGCGAAGGUGACGACGUCUCUGCCAUUAUCAAGAAACUA